UAAUACGAGGGAAAUCCUACACGAGGAUGAACACCUUCCAUCUAUAUAUCUCCCUCCCCCUAGCUGCAUUGCUCUUCACCUCGAAUCCGUCGCUCCCUCAUUUGCCUUCCUCGUGUUGCUCAGAGAGGUUCUUGGUGAGAAGCCUGCAAUGAGGGAUGGACGUCGACACAUUCCCGGCGGGGAUGCGCGUGCUCGCCGUCGACGACGACCGCGUCUCCCUCAAGCUCAUAGAGAAACAACUACGCACUUGCAAGUACAACGUGGCAACAGCGUUGGACGCGGAGACGGCGCUGGAGAUGCUCAGGGAGAGCAAGGACGCCGACCAGUUCGACCUGGUGAUUAGCGACGUGCACAUGCCGGGCAUGGACGACUUCAAGCUCCUGGAGCUCGUCGGCCUCGAGAUGGAUAUCCCUGUCAUCAUGCUAUCCGGGAACGACGAGAAGGAGACUAUGAUGAAGGGGAUAAAGCAUGGAGCUUGUAACUAUUUGGUGAAGCCAGUGCUCCUCGAGCAGAUUAGGAACCUAUGGGUGCAUGUGGUGAAGAAGAGUACACCUGAUCCAAGGAACUGCAUAAGCUGUGGCAAUGAUGAUGCUGGCCAGAGGUUGCAACUUGGGAAUCCUGAGGGUGAGAAGGAUGGUGCAAAGCGCACCAGGAAGUAUUCGAGGAAGAACAAAAAGGAUGGAUAUGGCACUGAAGAGAACAGAGAGAACACAUACUCAUCAGCCCAGAAGAAGCAAAGGAUUCAGUGGUCCAGUCAGCUACACCGCAAGUUUGGGGAAGUCGUCGAUCAGAUUGGCAUGGACAGGGCUGUUCCAAACAAGAUAUUGGAAAUGAUGAAGGUGGAUGGCCUCAGUAGAGAGUGUCGCAAGUCAUCUGCAGAAGUACUGGCUCUACCUGAAAAAGCUCAGCAUUGGCACAUUCAGGCGCUCUAAUCCAUUUGCUGAUGAACCUGAGUGGAACACAAGGAACACCAUAAACAUGAAUGGACUGGAGAGUUUCAGGAACCCAUCCUUUGCUUGCUCCUCAAACUCAAGCAACCCUUUUACAAGGAUGAAUUCUCCAUCUGCGUUUGGAAUGCACAGUUUGCUACCCACUCAGUCAGUUCAGCUCAUGAGCACCCAGAGAAACUUGGUCAUUCCUCUGAAGGACAUGGGGCCAGUUGGUCAUGGUGGCAACCUGCUCAAGGAUGCUGUCCCAGAAUCACAGCAGGAUGCUUGCGAAUUCACCUCUUCUGGCAACUCCCAUGCAAACAUAGCGAAUGGUGGGCUGUCAGGUGCAAGCAAACUGUUCCCUUCUGGUCCUUCUGUCAAUUCAUUUGCAAACAUCUCAAAUGGUAGCACGCCACUGGCCACGAGCAUCGGCUUUCCUUUCUCUCAUUCUGGAAAAUCCUAUGCAAGCAUAUUGCGUAGCAAGAUGUUGGGGGCAAGCAGAGGUAUUCCUUUUGAUGCCGACAACUCCUUUGAAAACAUAGCAGAUGGUGAGAUGCUGGCUCCUUCGAGUCAUUUACCAGUGCAGUCUUAUAAGUUGGCGAACCAACCUUUGGUUCAGAUUAAGUCAUCUUCUGCUGACCUUUUCAACAAAGUUGCCAGAGAGGCUCCCCGAUUUUCUGGAGUUAGCAGUUCCAGCAACACCUGGAACACUGCUUUGCCGUCGAAGUUUCCUGAUCUUGGUCAUAAGGACGGAACGUGUGAAGGUCCCUCACAAGGGAACAGCCUCAAGAUCAACCAGCUCUCAAGACUUGCAGCCUCGUCUGUACAGACGCCAACUUUUGGAAAUGAAUUUCAGAACCAAAUGGCAGAACUCAUGAGGAGAGAAACCACACCAGUGGUAGGUUUCAGUGAGCAGGUGGCACCAUUCAACCUUGGAAGCAACGCAAACUCGACCGCAAUACCGAAUGAUAACUCUGCUCUGGGUGGUGCUUUAAGCAUCAUAUCUACAUUCCCUAACCUUCAGAAUUGUGGGGGUGGAAGUGACAAUGUCCCUGAGAAAGAUGGCACGGUUGAUCAGUAAGCUGCUGUCAAUCAACUGAAUAACAACAAUAAAUUCCUCAUGGGAACAGGUGAGGCGCAGAAUGGGGCGAGUGGUGACAUGGAUGACUUUUUCGCUGACUGGUUGAAUCAAGAUUUCUUCAAAGAUGGUGAUGCUUUCAUGGAUGGGGACUAGGAGUUCGCCCCUUGAUAUCAACUCUGUGAGAGAGAUGUUUCUGCAUCUGUGUAGCCCAACUGCUAAUCAGUCUAUGGUUCUUGCAAGUUGUAUGUUCAAAAGUGUGCUAUUUGUCAUUCAUCUUCAGUGGCAUCACAUGUUCAUAUAGUGUGAUCAUGCGGAGUUAUCUUUUGUAUCAGCUGUACCUUUAACAAAAUCAGGUUAUGAUAGGGGAGGUGUGGGUGCACACUCCUGCCACCCAGGUCCGUGUCCCCUUC
Molecule: messenger RNA, 2420 nt
Organism: Phragmites australis (common reed)
Lineage: Eukaryota; Viridiplantae; Streptophyta; Magnoliopsida; Poales; Poaceae
Product: two-component response regulator ORR24-like
Exons: 7
Coding region: 156-932 (258 amino acids)
Biological process (GO): cytokinin-activated signaling pathway; phosphorelay signal transduction system
Molecular function (GO): DNA binding
Source: RefSeq, a predicted model, not a curated record